Molecule: messenger RNA, 2325 nt
Organism: Parnassius mnemosyne (clouded apollo)
Lineage: Eukaryota; Metazoa; Arthropoda; Insecta; Lepidoptera; Papilionidae
Source: the annotation of a GenBank genome assembly
AUGGCAAAUAUUGAUCUGAAAGAUGCAUAUUUUUGUUUACCAAUACACAGUACUUCUUGUAAGUUCUUGAGGUUUUAUUUUAGCAACAAAUUAUAUGAAUUUCAAGUGCUUCCUUUUGGACUGUCAUCAGCUCCUUAUGUUUUUACCAAAUUAAUGAAACCCAUUGUUACAUACCUAAGAAAACAAGGUUUUUCAUCGGUUAAUUAUUUAGAUGAUUUUUUAUGUAUUGAAAAUUCAUUUGAAAAGUGUGAACAAAAUGUCAAAGCCACCUGUAAAUUACUGGAAUCUUUAGGUUUUAUUAUUAAUUAUAAUAAAAGUAAACUCAUACCAGAGAAAAAUUGCAAAUUCCUCGGCUUUAUACUAGAUUCAGAAAACUAUGUGUUGGGUAUACCAGAAGUCAAAAGAAAUGAUCUUUAUAAAAAACUAAAAACAUUCUGUAAAGCUAAGACAUGUACUAUACGUUGUUUUGCUUCUUUGAUAGGUAGCUUAAUUGCAGUGUGUCCUGCCAUUCCUUAUGGCAUGUUGUACACAAAAAGACUAGAACGUUUAAAAUUUUUGGCCCUUCAGGCAAAUAAAGGAAAUUAUGAUAGCAAAUUGGUUUUAGGAAGUGACAUCAUAGAAGAUUUUACUUGGUGGGAAAAUCAUAUACACAUAUCCACAAAUCCCAUUAGAGAGGCUAAGUAUAAAAAGGAAAUAUUUACCGAUGCCUCCUUAACAGGAUGGGGGGUGGUCUGCAAUAAUGAAAAGCUUCAUGGUUAUUGGAAUAACAAGGAUAAAAAGCAUCAUAUAAAUUAUUUAGAGCUUAAAGCUAUAUAUUUUGCCUUACAGUGUUUGUGUAAAGACCUAAGAGAUUGUCAAAUUUUGUUACGCUGUGAUAACACCACAGCAAUUUCUUAUAUAAAUCGAAUGGGUGGGAUACAAUACCCACAUUUAAAUAACUUAGCUAGAAAAAUUUGGCAGUUUUGUGAAAAUAAAAAUAUAUUUAUUUUUGCAUCAUAUAUCCCUUCCACAGAAAAUUAUCUUGCAGAUAGAGAAUCUAGGAAAAUAAAUGAAAGCACCGAAUGGGAACUUCAUGGCCAUGCAUAUAAAGAAAUUAUUGCUAGACUAGGUUCUCCGUGUAUAGAUCUUUUUGCAUCAAGAAUAAAUACAAAAUGUAAAUUGUUUGUGUCAUGGCAUAUGGAACCAAACUGUUGGGCUGUUGAUGCAUUUACCAUUUCAUGGAAAAAUCUAUAUUUUUAUGCAUUUCCACCUUUUUCUCUCAUAUUAAAAUGCUUAAGAAAAAUAGAAGAUGACAAUGCAAUAGGAAUUAUAGUGGAGCUGUCAUCCACUUCACCAGAGCCUUACAUUAGUUGCAGCCAUUGUAUCAAAAACAUGUAUUUAAAGAAGGGCUAUUCUGAAAAGAGUAUUUCUAUUAUAAUAAGUUCCUUAUCUAAAAACACUUUGAAACAAUAUGAUUCCUCUCUAAGACAAUGGUGGAAUUUUUGCCAAAAUAACAUUAAAGAUCCAUAUAAAAAGGAUAUACCAAGUAUUUUAUCGUUUCUUACUGAAAAAUUUGAAAGUGGAAGUGCUUAUAGUACCAUUAAUUCUGUUAGAUCCGCAUUAUCACUGUUAUUUAAUUGUGAUUUGGGUAAUCAUAAAGACAUAAAGAGGUUUUUUGAUGGUUUAUACAAAAUAAGACCAAACAAACCAAAAUAUGAAGAAACGUGGGAUCCAGCCCAAGUCUUAGAAUAUUUAGCCAAUUUUUAUCCCAAUAUUAAUUUAUCUUUAGAAGUAUUAACAAAGAAGUUGGUUAUGUUAUUAAUGUUAGUUACUGCUCAGAGACUGCAAACUAUGGUUUUAAUUAAAAUAGAAAAUAUCAAAAUUGAAUCAUCCGGUGUAAAAAUUAGAAUCCCAGAUUUGAUUAAAACGUCAAGAAAAAAUAAAUUUCAACCAUUACUCCAUAUACCUUUUUUCACAGAUAAUGUAUGUAUAUGUCCAGCACAAACCUUAAUAGACUAUUUACAAAGAACGAUUGAACUUCGUCUGUCUGUUCAAAACUUGUUUAUAAAUUUUAAAAAACCUCACAAUUCAGCAUCAACACAUACUUUAGCUAGAUGGAUCAAGGAUAUUUUGUCAAAAUCUGGCAUAGAUACCUCAUUAUUUACCGCUCAUAGUACUAGACAUGCCUCAACAUCUUUAGCAAAUCGCAGUGGUAUUAAUAUUGACCAUAUCAGAAAAACUGCCGGUUGGACUAAUAGAUCUAGCACGUUUGCAAAAUUUUAUAAUAAGCCUAUAAUUGAUCAAAAUAAUUUUAGUACUUGUAUACUAGCUAGUAUAAGUAAGUAA